AUGGGGAAGGAACCACCCUCCUCGACCGUGCACCCCAAACCCGACUCGAGCGACGAGGACGAGGACGAGCGACACGUCGCCGAACGUCGUACGAAGGAGGCGCCGUUACCGAGCGCGGCGGCGAAGGAGUCGGUGGUGAAGCGAGAGAAGCGAAAGCAAGAGGCCAGGCGCGCGCGCGACGGCGACUCUGCGAUCGAACGCGUCGUCGAGGGUGAGAGCACGCGAAGAUGUAAGCUGUGCGACGUCGUCAAGGCUUUGGACGCGUUUCCGCCGAGGCAGCUCAGAAAGGCGAGGUCGGCUUGCACAGCGUGUUGCGAGAAACAAAAAGAUGUGGACGCGCCAGCGCCGGAGCGUAAGCGCAAGAUGACGAAACGUGAAAAGCUCGCAGAGGCGAUCGAGGCUAGGAAGAAGCGAAAGGCGGAGCGAACGGCAGAGUUGGGCGAACCCUCGGAGGAGGUUCCGGAGAAGCGAGCCGCUCUUGAGGCGUCGGCCCCCGUUGCGGGCGAUGAUGCAGACAGUCGGGGCGGCGCAGCUUCGUCUUCGUCUUCGUCCUCAUCCUCGUCUUCGUCUUCGUCUUCGUCCUCAUCUUCAAAGAGGGAGAGCACGGAAGACGAAGUGGACUCCGAGCUGCGGUCCAGGCAAGUGUUCGUCGGCGGCAUCCCGUUCAAUAAGACUGCUGAGGAAAUUGAAGAGGCCUUUAUGGAUGACCAACUCACGGUCGAAAACGUGGAUUGUAUGACAUUUCCCGAUUCAGGUCGGUUCCGAGGCAUCGCCAUUGUCACAUUUGGCUCGGCGAACAUCGCUCGUGAGGCUCUGCGAUGGCACGAUACCGAGUGGGAUGGGAUGUCGCUCGUGGUGAAGCCUUACGCCCCCAAAGCACCGGCGUCGGCGAAGCUUAAGAGCGAUGUGAGGAAAAUCGAAGGCCAGUUUGUCGCGUUUGUCGCGAAUUUAGACUACAGCGUCACGGAGGAGAUGCUUAGAGAAACAUUUUCAGGCGAAAUCAAGGACGUUCGUAUGGGUAACGAUAAGGCGACGGGCGAUUUUAGGGGUUAUGCGCACGUGGAGUUCGCUACAGAUGAAGAUCUAGAGCGCGCUUUGCGCAAGAACGGCGAAGAGCUCAUCGGUGGACGGGCGAUGAAAGUGACGUACGCCACGGCGCGAAAGACAAAGGCCGGAGAUAAGCCCGAGCGCACAGACGCUCGAGGAAGACCGCGAUUUAAGGGAUCGGCACGUCGGCAGGCGAAGAAGAACUAG
Ostreococcus tauri is the source of this 1254-nucleotide messenger RNA. RefSeq names its product Nucleotide-binding, alpha-beta plait. The record is from RefSeq and is a predicted model, not a curated record. Bases 1 to 1254 code for a protein of 417 amino acids. Lineage: Eukaryota; Viridiplantae; Chlorophyta; Mamiellophyceae; Mamiellales; Bathycoccaceae. Gene Ontology annotation, molecular function: RNA binding. The transcript has a single exon.